Molecule: messenger RNA, 605 nt
Organism: Daphnia pulicaria
Lineage: Eukaryota; Metazoa; Arthropoda; Branchiopoda; Diplostraca; Daphniidae
Product: DENN domain-containing protein 2B-like
Exons: 3
Coding region: 15-605 (196 amino acids)
Source: RefSeq, a predicted model, not a curated record
UUGAAGUGGCCAUCAUGGUAACACCGUCUUACGACCGCCAUCAGAAUCUCUACAAUCCGUACAUAAAGUUCAGCUAUCCCGAUUCGCUGGCCGUCCCUUUUGGAGUGGAAAAUUUCUGCUUCCCGGAUUCAACACACUGGCCGCCGCCGCUGCAGACGGCCGGCGAACCGUACACGAUCGUUCUGACCGAUUCCAAAGGCGAUCGAAUGUACGGCUACUGCCACCGGGUGGUUCCCGAAGGAGCUCAGACCUGCAUUCCCAUCACCUAUUGUUUGCUGAGCCGCCAUCGAGCAGCCGAAUUUUACAACAAGCUGUUGAACGUUAUGGUUCCACGUCACGGAGCGUCCGUUUCCCAGCGUCUAGCUUUGCUCGAUUGUUUGCACAAACAACCAUUUCCCAGCCCAGGAGGUUUUGUUGAAUUCCCCCCCGAAAAUCUCGGCAACGGGAACAAGGUCAACAAAGUCCAGCGAUUACUCGACGAAAGUCUGGAGGAUUUUGAUUUGAAGGGACUAUUUGAACGACUCAACGAAACGGUCAUCCUACACGUCCUGGGCACAGUGCUGCUCGAACGCAAACUCAUUUUUGUUAGUCAGGAUUUGAGGUAA